This is a messenger RNA of Amaranthus tricolor (Joseph's coat), 1521 nucleotides long. Its product is annotated as GEM-like protein 5. The record is from RefSeq and is a predicted model, not a curated record. The transcript is spliced from 3 exons. The coding region runs from base 367 to 1188 and encodes 273 amino acids. Lineage: Eukaryota; Viridiplantae; Streptophyta; Magnoliopsida; Caryophyllales; Amaranthaceae.
UUAAUAUUUAAUUUAAGGGUUGAAUAAAGGAUCAUAUUCACUCAAACUCUAUAAAAUAAUAAUUGUCGAAAACGUAUUUUUGUAAGAUUGUAUGUUUAUAUUACUAAACUAAGGAAUUACACAAAAGUAAGACCGUGUGCGUAACAUCUGUACUUAAUUAGGAAUAAUACCUCAAUUUGGAUUUGGUUUGCUCUUGCUUAGCACAAAGGAUUUGCCUUUGGGUAAUACUAUAAAUUCAAUCAUCCUAAACCAACUGUCCAAUCUAUACUCAAUACAUUCAUUUUCUUGUUUGUUGAGCAAAGUCAGUGAAUUUAUUCAUUUGUUUUGUGUUCUGUUUAGCAAUUAAUAUAAUAUCCAUCAGAAUCAAUGGCUGGAACCCCACCAGAAGACUUGUCUGGAUCACCACCACAAUCGCAACCGCAGGAAGAAGUUGUGAAAAAUAAUGAGGUGACAAAGAAGUGGGGAACCCAUGUGAUGGGUCCGCCAUCGAACCCAACUGCUCAUCCGGACAACCAGGAAGCGGCUUUCUGGAAGGCUGAUGAGCAUCAGAGACAUUAUUUUCAUGAUCAACCUUACUUGGUUUACUCUCCCAUGGAUAGGGCUCCUACUAGUAACCCUCUUGAGCCUGUUAUUCAUGCUUUCAACUCCUGGACCCAGAAAGCUGAGACUAUUGCCCGUAACAUUUGGCAUAACUUGAAAACAGGACCAUCAGUAUCAGAAGCAGCGUGGGGAAAGAUCAAUCUAACAGCAAAGGCACUGUCAGAAGGUGGAUUUGAAUCUCUGUUCAGGCAGAUAUUCCAGACUGAAGCAGAGGAGAAGUUAAAAAAGACCUUUGCUUGUUACCUAUCCACUUCCACAGGACCAGUUGCCGGAACCAUGUACUUAUCAAAUCUCAGGGUUGCCUUCUGCAGUGAUCGCCCACUUUCCUUCAUUGCUCCUUCUGGUCAGGAAGCCUGGAGUUACUACAAGGUUAUGAUUCCCCUGACACAAAUAAGCGGUAUAAGCCCAGUGACAAUGGGAGCAAAUUCGAAUGAAAGGUACAUACAAAUAACAACAGUGGAUAACCAUGAAUUUUGGUUCAUGGGAUUUGUCAAUUUCGACAAGGCAACACACCAUCUCCUUCAGACACUUUCUGCUUUCAGGGCCGCUGAUUAUGGCCCCCAUGCCCAACCUGCUCUAUCCUAUUAGUCACCAUCUACAUACUACUUAUUUAACUACUUCUUCAUCAUAGUGUAAUAAUGAUGUAGGUUUGCUUUAUUGUAAAUAAAUGACUUUUGGGCUGUUUCACCAUGUUUUUGCGUAUUAACCUUUUUAUGUAUGUUAUUGUAUGUGAAUUAUUUUGUUUUUUUUUUUUCCUAUUUAUAUGGCUCUUGAUCAGUUGAUAUCUCAUUUAUUGUUGACAUUUUAUUGUCUGGCUGAUCGAUCUUGUAUUCCAGUCAGUGUACAAUAAUUUGAUUCAAUUCUCAUACGCAUUGUUAAAGAGUGAAACUAUGUGAAAUACAAGCUAUCAUUUAGAUAAUC